AGAAGAGGUGAUGAAAGAAUGUCGACAUUAUCGCGCUCAUUCCAUUGCAAAAAAACCCAACCGAAUCAUUCACCUCUUCUUCUCCCACUUCUAUUUCCUCCAUAUGACGACACUCCCCUCUCUUACCCCUUUUCUAUUCUCUUCAUCAUAUUCUAUAACCCUAUUUUCUUUCUUUUCUUUACCCACACUUCUUUUCUUCUUUCAUUCCCAUGUUUAUUCUCGAGGAUCUCUGGCAAUUACUUCUCCAAUUCCUCAUCGGAAAUACUCGCUUCUUCUCUGAAAACGAAUCGUUCAUCAAACUCAGAGAAUCAUCAUCAACAUCAUCAUCAAUGGCGAAUUCGACAUGCGGAGGUGCUGAGUCAGACCUAUGUAGAGACGAAUCAGCCGCGUUCGUUCUCAAAUUCAUAGCUAUGGCGUCGAUUCUGUUAGCAGGAAUGGCUGGAAUCGCGAUUCCAUUAAUCGGAAAACACCGUCGGUAUCUUCGUACAGACGGAAACGCUUUCGUUGCCGCGAAAGCAUUCGCGGCAGGUGUGAUACUAGCAACAGGUUUUGUCCACAUGUUAUCUGAUGCGACUAAAGCGCUUAAUAGUCCUUGCUUACCGGAAUUCCCGUGGUCGAAGUUUCCGUUUACUGGUUUUUUUGCCAUGGUGGCGGCGCUUUUAACUCUUUUACUUGAUUUCCUUGGAACUCAGUAUUAUGAACGGAGACAGGGGUUGAAUCGUACGGUGGAUGAGCAAACUAGGGUUGGAACUUCUUUGGAAGAAGGGAAUGUUGAAUGGAAUUCAGGGAAGGUUUUUGGGGAAGAGGAGAGUGGUGGAAUGCAUAUUGUUGGAAUGCAUGCACAUGCGGCGCAUCAUAGACAUAACCACCCUCAUGGUAAUGAAGCAUGUGAUGGUGCUGGUGUAGUGAAGGAACAUGGCCAUGCUCAUGCUCACGCACACGCACACGCAUAUGAUGUAGAUGAUGAAGCUGGCGUACGACACGUCGUCGUUUCACAGGUGUUGGAGCUUGGGAUCGUGUCACAUUCGGUGAUAAUCGGAUUGUCUCUGGGAGUUUCACAAAGCCCAUGUGCCAUAAGGCCUCUAAUUGCUGCAUUAUCCUUCCAUCAGUUUUUUGAAGGGUUUGCACUUGGAGGGUGUAUCUCCCAAGCUCAAUUCAAGACCUCAUCGGCAACGAUAAUGGCUUGUUUUUUUGCACUCACUACACCUAUUGGUGUUGGCAUUGGCACAGGCAUUGCUUCAGUUUAUAACCCUUACAGUCCUGGUGCACUCAUAGCUGAAGGUAUAUUGGACUCAUUGUCAGCAGGGAUUUUAGUUUACAUGGCUUUAGUUGACUUGAUAGCUGCAGAUUUUCUUAGCAAAAGAAUGAGCUGUAAUUUUAGGUUGCAGAUAGCAUCUUAUUGUAUGCUUUUCCUUGGAGCUGGGUUAAUGUCUUCACUAGCAAUAUGGGCAUGAACCCUACCAAAUCAACUGUAGUUGUUAAAAUGUUGUUCAAUUUUGAUAUAUGUUUCUUUCUCUCUUUAA
Trifolium pratense (red clover) is the source of this 1523-nucleotide messenger RNA. RefSeq names its product zinc transporter 4, chloroplastic-like. The transcript has 4 exons. Bases 210 to 1454 code for a protein of 414 amino acids. Lineage: Eukaryota; Viridiplantae; Streptophyta; Magnoliopsida; Fabales; Fabaceae. The record is from RefSeq and is a predicted model, not a curated record. Gene Ontology annotation, biological process: zinc ion transmembrane transport. Gene Ontology annotation, molecular function: zinc ion transmembrane transporter activity. Gene Ontology annotation, cellular component: plasma membrane.